ACAGAAUUCUAAUUUUUUCGACCCUCAGAAAUCUGGACUUCAUGGCUGAAUGUCCGAACUGGUUUGCUGAUGGAACUUUUAAAGCAACACCACCGCUUUUCAGUCAGAUUUAUACAAUCCAUGGUGUUAAAUAUGAUAAUGUGAUACCUUCAGUGUAUGUAUUAAUGCCAAACAAACGCGAAGAAACAUACAAUAGAGUGUUUACGGUGAUAAAAUCUUUGAAACCGAAUCUGCAGCCCAAAACUGUAAUGACUGAUUUUGAAAAGGCUGCCAUAAAUGCCUUUAAAAAUUCCUUUCCGAAUAUCAUUCAGAGAGGAUGUUUUUUUCAUUUAAGUCAGUGUGUGUAUAGAAAGAUUCAGUCUGCAGGUUUGCAAAGUAAAUAUGAAACUGAUCCGAAUUUCGUUUUGGAAAUCUCUCAACUUGCAGCUUUGGCUUUCGUUCCUACUUCAGAUGUCAUUGAAGCAUUUGAACAAUUAAUAUCAUCUACUUAUUUUGUAAAUAAUAUGAACAUCAUUCAACCAAUCAUAAAUUAUUUUGAAGACACAUGGAUUGGUAGAUUUACUCGUCGUGGACAACGUCGCAGACCAGUGUUUGACAUCCCUCUUUGGAACUGUUAUGAUGCUGUAAAAGAUAAAGUUCCAAGGACAAAUAAUGCGGUUGAAGGAUGGCAUCGCAGAUUCAACGAACUUAUGAACGGAUGCCAUCCAACAAUCUGGAAAUUUAUUGAUUGCUUAAAAAAGGAACAAAAUUUUAAUUCUAUAAAAAUUGAACAAUACAUUGCAGGUCACCAUCCACCAGUAAGUAGAAAAGUUUACAGAGAUACAUCUCUCAGAAUUCAAAAGAUUAUAAUGGUCGGCCUAUUUUAG
Molecule: messenger RNA, 866 nt
Organism: Stegodyphus dumicola
Lineage: Eukaryota; Metazoa; Arthropoda; Arachnida; Araneae; Eresidae
Source: RefSeq, a predicted model, not a curated record